UAAGAGGACAGAGCAGCAGAUGCCAGGGAAACACUGCUGGGAACUUCCUGGCAGUGGGGCGCGAUGCAGGGGAGACAUAAAGGUGGAGAGGGGUCCUCCGACACAGAAGAGCCCCGUCCCAAUAGCCUCUCCUCCCUUUCCUCCCUCCCAGGCGAAUGUUCCCCCCUUUCAAGGUGCGAGUCAGCGGCCUGGACAAGAAGGCCAAGUACAUCCUGCUGAUGGACAUUGUGGCUGCUGAUGAUUGCCGCUAUAAGUUCCAUAACUCGCGCUGGAUGGUGGCAGGCAAGGCCGACCCCGAGAUGCCCAAACGCAUGUACAUCCACCCAGACAGCCCGGCCACGGGGGAGCAGUGGAUGGCCAAACCUGUGGCCUUCCACAAGUUGAAGCUGACUAACAACAUCUCCGACAAGCACGGCUUUACCAUCCUGAACUCCAUGCACAAGUACCAGCCGCGCUUCCACAUCGUGCGAGCCAACGACAUCCUGAAGCUGCCAUAUAGCACCUUCCGCACCUACGUGUUCCCCGAGACCGACUUCAUCGCGGUCACUGCCUACCAGAACGACAAGAUCACUCAGCUGAAGAUCGACAACAACCCGUUUGCCAAGGGCUUCCGGGAUACCGGGAACGGCCGGCGGGAGAAAAGGAAGCAGCUGACGCUGCCGUCCCUGCGCUUGUACGAGGAACACUGCAAGCCGGAGCGCGACGGCGCCGAGUCGGAUGCCUCGUCUUGUGACCCUCCCCCCGCACGGGAACCACCGCCCUCCCCGGGCGCAGCGCCCAGUCCCCUGCGCCUGCACCGGGCCCGAGCCGAGGAGAAGUCGUGUGCCGCGGACAGUGACCCAGAGCCCGAGCGGCUGAGCGAGGAACGCUCCCGGGCGGCGACAGGCCGCAGCCCGGCUCCGGACAGCGCCAGCCCCCCUCGCUUGAGCGAACCCGACCGCGCCCGGGAGCGGCGCAGUCCGGAAAGGGGCAAGGAGCCGGCCGAGAGCGGCGGGGACGGCCCGUUCGGCCUGCGGGGCCUGGAGAAGGAGCGCGCCGAAGCCCGGCGGAAGGACGAGGGGCGCAAGGAGGCGGGCGAGGGCAAAGAGCCGGGCCUGGCGCCGCUGGUGGUACAGACAGACAGUGCGUCCCCCCUGGGCGCCGGACACCUGCCCGGCCUGGCCUUCUCCAGCCACCUGCACGGGCAGCAGUUCUUUGGGCCGCUGGGGGCCGGCCAGCCGCUCUUCCUACACCCAGGACAGUUCGCCGUGGGACCCGGCGCCUUCUCUGCCAUGGGCAUGGGUCAUUUGCUGGCCUCGGUGGCAGGCGGCGGCGGCAAUGGUGGAGGCGGCGGGCCCGGGACCGCCGCGGGGCUGGACGCAGGCGGGCUGGGUCCCGCGGCCAGCGCAGCAAGUACCGCCGCGCCCUUCCCGUUCCACCUCUCCCAGCACAUGCUGGCAUCUCAGGGAAUCCCAAUGCCCACUUUCGGAGGCCUCUUCCCCUAUCCCUACACCUACAUGGCAGCAGCUGCCGCAGCUGCCUCAGCUUUGCCGGCCACCAGUGCUGCCGCUGCCGCUGCUGCCGCCGCGGGCUCCCUCUCCCGGAGCCCCUUCCUGGGCAGUGCCCGGCCCCGCCUGCGCUUCAGCCCCUACCAGAUCCCAGUCACCAUCCCGCCUAGCACUGGCCUCCUCACCACCGGGCUGGUGGCCGAGGGCUCCAAGGCUGCGGGUGGCAACAGCCGGGAGCCCAGUCCCCUGCCCGAGCUGGCUCUCCGCAAAGUGGGGGCCCCAUCCCGUGGUGCCCUGUCGCCCAGCGGCUCAGCCAAGGAGGUGGCCAGUGAACUGCAGAGCAUCCAGAGACUGGUGAGUGGGCUGGAGAGCCAGCGAGCCCUCUCCCCCAGCCGGGAGUCACCCAAGUGAGGGGGCUGCCCAGCUGCUCCACUGCCACGCAGGCCUCCCGGGCUGCCUGCCCCUGAUGCUUGGGAUGUGUACAGCACAGAGUGGGUAUUUAUUUAAAUAAAGGAGCAAAAGUGGGCUGCAGCAGCCAGAAUAGAGCCUCGUCUGGCAAGCUGGGGCCUGGGACACUUCCCUGGGCCUCAACAAGGAAUCAGGCUGCCAGGAACAGUCACUUUGGAGCCACUGGACUCGGUCCAGAUCUGCUCCAGCGUCAAGGUGGCAUCUGCGGGGUCUCUCCGGUCUUCCAGCGCUGCGGGGGAGACCCCAUUCCGGGCCCAGCGGUCCCCCGGGAAACCAGGGGAGGGAGCUUUGGAGGGCGUCCCAAGGACCCUGGCCUUGGGCCUAGACGGUGUGAGAAACUGGGGUGGGGACGCUGGAGCCAGUGAAAACUGAAGUCAGUGUAGACUUGAGCUGGGAGGGGACCUGUCCUUUUAGUCUUCCCACCUCUUCCCCCCAAGACACAGGCGCCCCCCACCCCUGGGUCAGCGGAGGGAGUGGCACUUCUGCCUUGAGUCCCUAGGGAGAAAAAGAUAUUUAUGAAAUAAAUGGUAAUUUGUGUAAAUAAGCUUUAAGGUUCCCAGAAUAUGCAAAUUGGUAUUAAUUUAUUCAAAGGUGUACAUGGCUGUGUACAUAUAUUUAGAGAUUAACUCAUAGCAUUUAAUUUUUUUUCCAUUUUCCAUGAGCAUCUAUAUUGUACAGGGCUGAGGGGACCCUGACCGCGGGAGAAGGCCCCGAGCCCCAAAGGAUCCCCCACCCCGCCCGGCCCUCGGCCCCUCGGCCCCUCGGCCCCUCCGCCCGGGCUUUGCUCGCCCGGCCCGCGGGCUCCACCUCAGGUUUUCACUUUUCGCUCCCGAGCGAGAACGAAACGACAAAACGCGAGAAAACAAUAAAACGCUACAAUGCGAA
Galeopterus variegatus (Sunda flying lemur) is the source of this 2840-nucleotide messenger RNA. It is a transcript of the gene TBX2, whose product is annotated as T-box 2. NCBI's taxonomy places the organism in Eukaryota, Metazoa, Chordata, Mammalia, Dermoptera, Cynocephalidae. The transcript is spliced from 7 exons. Gene Ontology annotation, cellular component: nucleus. Gene Ontology annotation, molecular function: RNA polymerase II cis-regulatory region sequence-specific DNA binding; DNA-binding transcription factor activity, RNA polymerase II-specific. Bases 156 to 1898 code for a protein of 580 amino acids. The record is from RefSeq and is a predicted model, not a curated record. Gene Ontology annotation, biological process: cell fate specification; positive regulation of DNA-templated transcription; regulation of transcription by RNA polymerase II.